Diorhabda carinulata is the source of this 1962-nucleotide messenger RNA. RefSeq lists its product as uncharacterized. The transcript has 3 exons. The coding region runs from base 1 to 1962 and encodes 653 amino acids. Gene Ontology annotation, molecular function: catalytic activity. NCBI's taxonomy places the organism in Eukaryota, Metazoa, Arthropoda, Insecta, Coleoptera, Chrysomelidae. The record is from RefSeq and is a predicted model, not a curated record.
AUGUCGAGUUUUAAAACAAUUACGGAACGACCCCAGGCAAGUAGGAUAGAUCGUCCAAAAUCUUGUGCUGAAGAAACUUCAGUCAGUCCCAUGGAUUCUGGGGGGGACAAAAAACCGACAAGCAAAUCAAGUAGAAACACUAAGAUCUUUAAAAUCAUAACCUACAAUGUAAGAACAUUAUCGUCAAGUAGUAAACUUCUAGAAAUGGAAGAGGAGAUUAAGGACAUAAGCUGGGAUAUAAUCGGUUUAUGUGAAACAAGAAGGAAAGAAGAACAACUUCUUAAAUUGAAGUCCGGACAUCUCUUUUAUCAAAAUGAAAAUCCCAACAGCCCUGACGGUGGUAUAGGAUUCUUAAUAAACAAACGACUUGAAAAAUCAAUAGUCACUCUAAAGACUAUAUCAGACAGAGUGGCAUAUAUAACACUUUCCAUAAGUAAAAGGUAUGAAAUUAAAAUUAUUCAAGUAUACGCUCCUACGACAGCCCACACAGAUGAGGAAGUUGACAUCUUCUAUGGUGACAUAGAAAUAGCACUUAAAGAGAAUCGAUGCUACUAUACUUUUAUUAUGGGGGACUUUAACGCCAAAAUUGGAAAACAAACAGAUAUGUCGGAGGUGGCAAUUGGAAGCUUUGGAAUAGAUGGUCGAAAUGAGAGAGGACAGACAUUGAUAGAUUUCCUGCACAAUCAAAAGUUAUAUGUAAUGAACAGCUUCUUUCAAAAGAAAUUGCAUAGACGAUGGACUUGGGUAAACCCAAAUGGAAGAACAAAAAAUGAAAUAGACUUCUUUAUCACGACGCGGAAAAGAUUUGUCACAGAUGUUACAGUUCUAAAUAAAUUCGGUAUAGGGAGUGAUCAUAGAGCUGUAAGAGCAACUGUAAGAAUAAACGCCAGAAAUGAACGACAAAAAAUGAUAAGAAAGAAACAACAAAUAAAGAGACUAGCUGAUGGGAAAAAGGAAAUCAUCAAACUCAAGGAUAACAACAAAAAAGAAACAAACAAUAGGAGAGAAUUGGUAAAAAUUGUAGAAGAAUUCUACAAGGAACUAUAUAGGAGCAGAAGAGAAGAAUUAAAUAUUACAGAAAAUAAAAUGAAAGUCGUAAACCAAGGUUCAGAACUUGUACCCGAAAUAACAAUUGAAGAGUCAAAAAAUGCCCUAACGGAAAUGAAAAACAAGAAAGCGGCAGGAGAAGACCAAAUUGUGAUAGAAGCUGUCAAAGUUGGGGGUGAGAAACUUUUAAAAGAAAUAAUCUCCCUCUUCAAUCUAUGUCUACAAAAGGGGGAAAUCCCGGAAAAGUGGAGAAAUGCGACGAUAAUUCUCAUCCACAAAAAAGGGGAUAUAACGAACCUUGAAAACUAUAGACCUAUAAGCUUGCUUUCUCACCUUUAUAAAUGGUUCACUAAGAUCGUAACGAAACGCUUGGAACGAAAGUUAGACUUUUAUCAGCCCAGAGAACAGGCGGGGUUCAGAAUAGGGUAUGGAACAAACGACCAUUUGCAAACGAUUAAGAUACUGAUAGAAAAAUCCAUAGAAUAUAAUAGGCCCCUCGUAAUGAUAUUUGUCGAUUUUAAAAAGGCGUUUGACACAGUUGAACUUCCAGCAAUUUUAUCAGCCCUGCAACAAUGUAGGAUAGACUACAGAUACGCAAAGCUCAUUAAACACAUAUAUGAAAACGCAACUCUAAAUGUAAAUCUCCACGAACCAACAAAUAAGAUACAUGUAGGACGCGGGAUUAGACAAGGAGACACUAUCUCUCCUAAGCUCUUCACAUGUGUGUUGGAAUACUCUUUCAAAAAAUUAAACUGGGAAGAGAAAGGUAUAAAUAUCGACGGUAUUACAGAAACUGACUUGUGCUUUAGCCCUCAACUUCUCAAGCUGUUGAUGAAAAUACCAAAGCUUCUAGUAGGACCAUACCAUCAAAAGGUAAAAAUUGACCAUCAUAGAGAACUAUUUUCUCUUCUUUGA